AUGGGGCUGAGACUCUUGAGAGUUGUGGUUUAUCACUUUACUGGGAGGCAGAGGAUGAAAGAUCGCGAAGGGACAGCAAGAAAAACAGGGGAUGAAGACGUAAUUUGUCUUUCCGACGCUCUUGAUACCAUAAAGAAUGCAAGACACGCUUUUGUUUUGGAAAUUGUUGUCCACUCUGCUGUCCUUCAACGUGUACAAUAUUACAUAAUUAAGGAGAAAUCCCAGUCAGUUAUUCAAGAUGAAAUCCCUGGUUUGCAAGAAGAUGCUUAUUUACUGCAUGCUGUGAAUUCGGAUUUUGAGAAGCAAUCUGGUGGCCAAGAUGACUCAAAGGGAGCUUCCAUGUUUAAGUACUGGCAUUGGAAGUUUCUAGUGUUGUGUGGGAUUGCAGUACUAUGUGUGGACCCUUUGUUCUUGUACCUUCCUGUGAUCAACCACGAUGACAAGUGUCUUAUGUUAGAUAGAAGAUUAAUGAUCACAGCUCUUGGCUUCCGAUUGUUCUUCGAUUUUAUUUACGUUGGGAAUAUCAUUUUGGGAUACUUUAAUCGUAGACAUGGAGGGACUGGGUUAAAGCCAUAUGAUCGCCAACCUUGGCAAAUAAUAAAGAGGUAUUUGAGGACGUACUUCGCAAUUGACAUCCUCGCUAUUCUUCCAAUCCCACAAGUUUUAGUUCCAUUUAUUUUCUCAAAAUUGACGAGAUCGAAAUUUUUGGACUUAAGGAAGAUCCUAAACCUCUUUGUUCUCUUGCAAUAUGUGCCAAGAGUUCUUCGAAUCUACCUAUCAUGGACGAAACAUGUUAAAAGUUCCGAGUUCGCUAGAAGAGUAUGGAUUAAAGCUGCAUUCAAUAUUUUUCAAUAUAUCCUUGCCAGCCAUGUACUUGGUGGCCUUUGGUACUUUUUCUCUAUCCAACGAGAGACGGCAUGCUGGCACUUAGCAUGUGAAAAUCAUAUUGGAUGUACUCAAAGUUCUUUUAAAUGUGGUCACAAUUUAGAAAAUUACACAUUUUUAGAUGAUGCUUGCCCGGUACAAAUACCAAAUAAAACGCUCGUUGAUUUUGGAAUAUUCCUUGAUGCCAUUCAAUCUGGUACUGUGACGUCCACAAAUAUUCCACAAAAGAUCAUGUACUGUUUCUGGUGGGGCCUACGAAAUUUGAGUUCUCUUGGUCAAAACCUUCAAACAAGUACUUAUUUCUGGGAAAACUGCUUCGCAGUUUUUAUUUCGAUCUAUGGUUUGCUACUGUUUUUAUACUUCAUCGGUAAUGCACAGACAUACAUACAAAUAGCAACUGAGAAGGCUGCUAAUAAGGCUAAAAAGUUGGACGAGAUUGAAUGUGAAAUGGGACUUAUAAAAACAAGAGUAGAGUCCUGGAUGGCUAGAAACCAUCUCCCUCACAAUAUGAAAGAGCCAAUCAUCAGCUGCAUACGACAGAGACUGAAAGAAAACAAAGAUUUUGAUAUGGACAAACUCAUCUCCCAUCUUUCUAAAGAUCUUGUAACAGAGAUUAAGCACCAUCUUUGUUUACCCUUGCUACAAAAAAUUCCAAUACUUGAAAAUCAAGGUGAAAAUCUGCUGGAACGGAUCUGCGAAUCUCUCAAGCCAAAGAACUACAAUGAGGACAGCUACAUUCUCCGGGAGGGAGAACCAGUUACUGCGAUGGUCUUCACCACGCAAGGCAGUGUAUGGUGCUUCAAAACCAGUAGUGAUGAGAAUGGUGACGGCGUUGAUCAUCAGUCUAUUGAUAAAUUUGAGAUGUACGGAGAAGAACUUCUACAAUGGUUGAACCACUCCCCCUUGCAUAAAAAAAUGCUCCCAAUUACCUCCGCCAAAACUGUCAGAACCCACUCAAAAGUUGAAACCUUUGCUCUAACGGCCAAUGACUUGAAACAUCUAGUUCCCAUGCAUACCAGAGCAGCAGAAGCUACAAAAGGGUUUGUACAAGGAGUUAUACGGCACCUUAAUUAA
Molecule: messenger RNA, 1959 nt
Organism: Corylus avellana
Lineage: Eukaryota; Viridiplantae; Streptophyta; Magnoliopsida; Fagales; Betulaceae
Source: RefSeq, a predicted model, not a curated record